AAAUGGAUGUGAAAAAGAUUAACAAACUGUACCAGUGUAAUGUCUGCAGCAGUCUUCUUCCGAACCCUUCCGGAACCUUCAUGUCUAUGAAUGAUGCAUUAAUUAACUCCAGUAAUUCUGCUUGUGUAUGGCUAAUUAGGGUGCCAGUGAACAAGGUUUUUCUAGAGUUUCAGUCGUUUGACAUUUGGCAGUCUGUAGACUGUGCCGAUGCCUAUGUACAAGUGUAUGAUGGUAACAGUAAAUCUGCUCCAGUUGUGCUUAGUAGGUCAUGUGGAAGAACACUGCCCAGUUCACUUGUAUCAUCGGGAAGCACAAUGCUUGUAGAAUAUGUCACUGGUGGUUCAGUUCCUGCACUAGGAUUCCAAGCCACGUAUAAUACAGUGACUUGUGGAGCUACAUUAACAGCCUCAAAUGGAAGCUUUACAUCUCCAAAUUUUCCAUCUGCCUAUCCCAGCUUAAUGAACUGUACAUGGGUCAUCAGAGCGCCUGUGGGAUACAAGGUAGCAUUAGUAGUGGAUCCUUUUAGCUUGGAACCAGUGCAGGGAUGCAAGUAUGAUUACCUUAUUAUCCGUGAUGGAAACCAGUCCACAUCACCUAAUAUCGGAAAAUUUUGUGGCACAAUGACUGUGCCUGGGUUUAUCUCAACUGGAAGUGGUGUGAUUAUUCAUUUCCAUAGUGAUGAUUCCAUUCAGGCAUCGGGAUUCAAAGCCACUUACGCAUUUGUUUAAUUCAACGUAUUAAGACGUGUUUGAGAUUGCAAUCAUUAUCAACAACAGAAGCAAUAUCAUCAAUAUAAUCCAAUAUAUUUUUCGAGGAGAUUCGUAGGAGCUGUUCUAAUGGAAUGAUACAUGAUGCACGACAGUAUGGAUUUUCCUGUCCAAGAUAAAGGUUUCCAGGAGUAAUUUUAGGUCAGGUUUCUGAAAAUAAAUGAAGGGGUGUCAAUCUAAUGCAAAAAUAUUAACCUAUCAUCUCUUUUCUCUAUAUUCAUGUGCACAAAUGUGUAUUAAAAUAUGGUUCGAAUAUGUAUUGAUCAUUUAAGUUGGAAUGCUUGUAUUUCAUCAAAAUUAAUAAAAACUGUCUUUAAUGAUCACAUAUGCAUUUUCCUUAUCUUUAUGUCAGGAAUACUAAUAAAUCUUUAUUUUCCUUAUUGCCU
Messenger RNA from Protopterus annectens (West African lungfish), 1153 nucleotides. Its product is annotated as embryonic protein UVS.2-like. Bases 3 to 728 code for a protein of 241 amino acids. NCBI's taxonomy places the organism in Eukaryota, Metazoa, Chordata, Ceratodontiformes, Protopteridae. The transcript has 6 exons. The record is from RefSeq and is a predicted model, not a curated record.